Molecule: messenger RNA, 2466 nt
Organism: Leguminivora glycinivorella
Lineage: Eukaryota; Metazoa; Arthropoda; Insecta; Lepidoptera; Tortricidae
Product: meteorin-like protein
Exons: 5
Coding region: 164-1159 (331 amino acids)
Molecular function (GO): hormone activity
Source: RefSeq, a predicted model, not a curated record
GGUGCACACUCGUAGAUGCGCUGCGCGCGUAAUUCGUAUUUUUAUUUUGUGACGGUUUCUUUCGAACUUUUGUAAACUAUGGAAUUAACCUAAUGGAUUAUUUUCAAGUGAUGUGACAAUUUGUAGAUUAAUUUCGAAGAGUGGUUUGUUUUUUUUCUUCAAGAUGGAAUUGAGGUCUGCGUUUUGGACAGUUGUGUUGGGCCUGAUUUUUGGUGCGGAGGCGGGGAUGAUGGGUGAUCAGUGCGACUGGACUGGCAGUGGGCUGACCAGCAACGCGGAACGAGGCGUGACACCGGUGUACCUGCGAUGUCGGGAAGGGCUCGUGUCCUGGGUGUACCCCCGAGGCGCGCUGAGGCUGCUCUUCAAGCCGCCCAUGCCUGCUGACGAGCGCGACUUCCAUGUCUGUGUGCGAGUCGUACGACGACCUGAUCCGCCGGACUUGUUCCACGAUGAUCGGCUUAACGAUACAAAAGCCGAACGCUUUCCCGCGCGGUUGUUCGUCGAGGGCGCCCACAAGCUGGUGCCUCUCUACGCGCCAGACGACGGUGAUCCUCGGGAGCUGCGCUGCUUCCGCAGCCGCCGCGGCCGCGCCGCGCUCUACGUGGAGGCCGAGCCCGAGGAGGGCACCCAGCGACGCGAGGCCACGUUGAGAUACGAGGCCAGGCCUCUGAACAGGCGGCAUUAUGAUCCCGCCACGGCAGACUGCAGGCCAUGCACUGAAGAGGAACUGGAACUAGCGUUCUGCACUAGUGAUUUAGUGUCCCGCGGAACGUUCGUGGGCGCCGAGCAGCGGUCCGACCUGGACAGCACGCAGCUCACGCUGCGGCUCAGCAAGCUCAUCCGCGCCACCGGCAGCGCCGGGCCCGACCCCCGCACGGACGAUGCGGCGGACGACAAUUAUUAUAGGUACGAGGUAGACAACGCGCUAGAGCGCACGACGCACCGCAACCACCGGCGGCGGAAGGCGCGGAGCCUGCACGCACACAUCCACGUGUCGUCGGUGUGCGGCGCCGCGGCGGGCGCGGGCGAGUUCCUCGUGAUGGCGCGCCGCCGGCUCGGCCGCUACUCGCUCGUCUGCGCGCCGAGGGUCGAGGACUGGGAGGACCUUGUGGAGAGGCGGAGUCGAGAUGGAAAUGCACAUUGCUCGUUGCAACAUUAGUUCGACUGAUGUGAAAUACACGAAGUGUGAAUAGAGAUCAUACGAAUCUACUAUAAUGUAUGAAACCAUACGAUCAUAAAUUGACAAAGAGCAGAAUACGACCCUGGUCCGAAGCUAAGGUUUUAUCCUUCAGCACUGGAAGCCGUUGAUUGAGAUCGGCGCAUUGGUAGUUGUGGCCCAGUGCAGACAGCAGUGAACGACUUUUGGCUGAUAUGACGGUGAUACGAUCAGAUGUUCUUUCCCAAUUUCCAUCUCUUUCUCUUCACAGUUUCCAUGAAUACAUGAAAAUGACCUACCGUCGUAAGGACAUAAUCGUUAUUAGAUGCAGACCUUUCAAUAUGAUUCCAAAGACCGCCUCAAUAUUACGAUUCAGGUUUGCAUAAAGCGAUUUUCUUUCCAUCUUUAAUUUACGGUGAAAAUCCACACAUAAAAGAAGAACUUUACAAAAGUGGAGCUAUUGUAGAUAAUUAUUGCAAUAAUCAAUUGAUUCAUACCUAUAUCGAUUGAUAUUGAUAUAUUUUUCUGAAGAACACAUUAUGAAAAUAACUGGUAUCUGAUAUCUUACAUGGAAACGCAGUGCCUAUAAACUGUUUAUUUAUAAUAUAAAAAAAGUUGGUACACCGGCUGCGAUAUUGCAUCGCCACUAUGAACUCAUAAUGUGGCCAAGCAAUUCUGCAGCUAGGCGUACAUUUAACUUUAAAGAACCUUAAAGUUGCUUGCCAUAGAAAAUUGCAAAUUGUUGCAAUUUUGUAAAGUAGGUACAUAUAUCUAAAAGAAAUCAUAUUAUUUUCUUUUUGUACAUAUAAUUAUACUUUUUAAUGAUGUGCCGCUACAUCUGAAACACCAAUAUGCAUCAUUAUAGUGAUAAAAUAUCUCAUUGCAGAAUAGGUAUCAAAAGUCAAAUCUCUAUUGCUGUUUUAGAUGUCGCGUUAAAUAGGUUUAACAUUCAAAAUGUGGUCCAGAGUGCCAAAUCUGUAAGAUCUUCAGAGUAGAUGUAAGGUUGAUCUCAACUUGUAUAUAUUAUCAUAGAAACGGACUUGUUUAGAUGAACAAAUGUGAGAUAUACUAAUUUGAGGAAAACAAAUGAAUUCAAUUAUAUAACGAAGAUUUAGAGCAGAAAAAAAUGUGGAGGUGACGUGGUGCGUGAGAGAAAAGUUGCAAAAAACGUUCAUUAUUUUAUGAUCCUGAGUGGCCUGAGCAAGGGUUUUAUUGUUACAAAACUAUUCCAUAAGUAGUUGGUAAAUAACAAUAAGAACUAUUUGUAUAAAAGUCCUUGCACCAUUUAUUUAGGGCUUUACUCUCGUCGC